Molecule: messenger RNA, 828 nt
Organism: Trichoderma virens Gv29-8
Lineage: Eukaryota; Fungi; Ascomycota; Sordariomycetes; Hypocreales; Hypocreaceae
Exons: 2
Coding region: 1-828 (275 amino acids)
Source: RefSeq, a predicted model, not a curated record
AUGUCUCCCAAAAGCGAGCCAGCGACGGGAAAACAAGACUCCGACUCAACAGUAGUUCGCCGAGUAAGCCCCAACAUCACAACUAUCAGCAUUCCAUUCGCACAGCUGGGACUUCUCAAAACAGGUGGGCGGACUACUAUCGUGCAGCUUCAGUCCGGCUCGCUUGCCGUCAUAUCGCCAGUCAGAUUGACGGACGUCGUGUGCGAUGCACUCGUUGCAACGAACGGCACAGUCAAAUAUAUUAUCGCCCCAAAUCUGGAGCAUUACAUGCAAAUUGGUUCUUGGAAAGCAGAAUUUCCCAGUGCAUGUCUCAUCGUCCCUGAAGGACUGCCCGAAAAAUGUGCCAAAAAACUUGGGCUAGGUCAGGAGAUAUUUGACAUUGUUUAUACUGCGUUGGAAAGCCAGAAACGCAUUUCGGAGGAAUUUGACAAUGAAUUCGAUGUACAAUACAUCGAUUCCAUGGAUUCUCAUGAAAUUGUCAUGUUUCACAAGCCCACUCAUACAGUCAUUGAGGCGGACCUUUUAUUUAACGUACCCGCUGUCGAGCAAUUCUCCAAGUCCGGCCAAUCGCCAACCUCUGGGGUUUUCACAAAGUUGGUCUCCCCAAUCUUCUCUACUACGUAUCCAGCGACAUGGCAGAAACGCCUGGCAUGGUAUAUACUGGGAGCAAAAGACCGUGUCGCCUUUGCUGCGUCGUUGCAACGGAUAUUCUCCUGGGAUUUCGAACGUAUUAUACCUUGUCAUGGAGAUGUCAUUGAAAGUGAAGCGAAGAAAGUAUUCGGCACUAUUUUCGAGUGGUAUUUGAAUGGGGAGAACAAACGUCUGUAG